AACCCAAUAGGAAAACAAAGUCUUGCUUAGUCUCUCGAAGGAUCUUUGUCGUCGUCGUUUUCCCUCGGAGAAGUAUCAGAGAUCGGAUUUUCCUCCCGCGGCCUGCUCUCUCCUUCUCUCUCCUAUCAAGUCUUCUAAAAUCCCUUUUGAAUUGAGACAUAGUUGAUUGAUUGGUUGCAGUAUUAUAAAAUUGAGAGGAAAAUAUAGAGAAGAGAUGGGGGUGAAGCAAGUUCUAAAAGCCCUGGAUGCUUUUCCACGUGCGGAAGAUCAUUUGUUACAGAAGACUAAAUCUGGCGCCUUUGUUUCCAUUGUGGGGCUGGUUAUCAUGGCAACACUAUUUUUGCAUGAACUGAGUUACUAUCUUAGCACAAAUACAGUUCAUCAGAUGGCUGUUGACUUGAGACGUGGAGAGACUCUACCCAUACACAUCAAUAUGACAUUCCCCUCUUUACCUUGUGAUGUUCUAAGUGUGGAUGCAAUUGAUAUGUCGGGGAAGCAUGAAGUAGACCUUGAUACAAACAUAUGGAAGCUUCGCUUGAAUAGUGAUGGCCAUAUUACUGGAACUGAGUAUUUGUCAGACCUUGUGGAAAAGGAACAUAAACAUGAUGACCACAAAGACCAUCAUGAAGAUUCGGAUAACAAAACCCAUCUGCAAGGGUUCGAUCAAGAUGCUGAAAAUAUGAUUAAGAAGGUUAAGCAAGCAUUGGCUAAUGGGGAGGGAUGCAGAGUCUAUGGUGUUUUGGAUGUCCAACGCGUUGCUGGGAAUUUCCAUAUAUCUGUUCAUGGGCUGAAUAUUUUUGUUGCUCAAAUGAUUUUUGGAGGUUCUACUCAUGUCAAUGUGAGCCAUAUCAUCCAUGACUUAUCAUUUGGGCCCAAAUAUCCAGGUAUUCA
Messenger RNA from Nicotiana tabacum (common tobacco), 891 nucleotides. Lineage: Eukaryota; Viridiplantae; Streptophyta; Magnoliopsida; Solanales; Solanaceae. The record is from RefSeq and is a predicted model, not a curated record.